Molecule: messenger RNA, 1468 nt
Organism: Mytilus trossulus (common blue mussel)
Lineage: Eukaryota; Metazoa; Mollusca; Bivalvia; Mytilida; Mytilidae
Product: SOSS complex subunit B2-like
Exons: 6
Coding region: 426-1064 (212 amino acids)
Biological process (GO): mitotic cell cycle checkpoint signaling; double-strand break repair via homologous recombination; response to ionizing radiation
Cellular component (GO): SOSS complex
Molecular function (GO): DNA binding
Source: RefSeq, a predicted model, not a curated record
CCCGGAUCAUUAUAAUUUUGCAACGUGCGGUAGUCGGACGCGAACGCCUCUCCUUAACUUAUUUGAUAACCUUUUGACACAAACCGGCUACUUUAUAUACAAGAACAAUAAUUAUUACUGAAAGUCGACAUUAGAUAUCAAAAAUCGUGUCAACUGAUCUAGAACUUUAAUAUUUUAAAAUACCGAUCUCGACAACAAAAGAUUUAAGGGAGACAAUCGAGAAAAAGAUAAAAAUUACGACAAAGUUUCAAGCUACUCGAGUCAUAUUACCUAAAUUUUGCUGAGGUCAAUUCAGACAAACGAAACUUUUCAAAUACUCGUAGAUUUUACAACAACUAUGAACGACAACAUAUUGAGGAGCAGUUGACGAAGAAUUUCUGAACCUAAUUGGAUCCCCACUUUGUCUUUGCUUUUCUGGUAGAAAAAUGACGGAACCCUCGUAUAUGCCGAUCAAAGAAGUCCGACCGUCACAGAAGAACAUAAACGUAAUGUUUAUAGUGUUGGAAAUAGGUAAACCCACAAGAACUAAAGAUGGGCAUGAUGUCCGUUCAGUAAAAGUAGCAGAUAAGUCUGGUUCUAUCAACAUAUCUAUCUGGGACGAAGCUGGUGAUCUGCUACAAACUGGAGAUAUUUGUAAACUUACUAAGGGAUAUUCCAAUGUAUGGAAAAAUUGUUUAACAUUGUACACUGGGAAAAUUGGUGAAAUAACAAAAAUUGGAGAAUUUUGUUUGCAGUUCACUGAACUACCAAAUAUGAGUGAUCCUAAUCCCGAUUUAGUAAAGAAUGAACCACCAACCCAAAGAAAAUCACCAACAGAGGGCAGUGAUGCUAAAAACCAACAGGGAAAUUCACCACAGACUCCUAAUAUACAAACUAGUAAUAGACCUCCGUUAAUGGGAACACCUCCAGGUGGAAUGAAUUUCCAGAACACCAGACCACAAGAUCCAAGAAUGGCUCCACAUGAUCCAAGGUUAAUGAACCCACAGCAUAACAGAGGGGGCGGACCCCCACAUGGAAUCAGACCAAUGAAUGGACAAUCUGGGCGUGGCAUGCCAAGAAGAUAACCAAUGAUUGAAAGCUCAUUUGUUUAAAAAAUCAUUCAUUUUGUUCCAAUCAUAUAACUAACAGUGACCUUGAAAUAUAUUUUUGAGAUUAACCCCAAACCCUGACAUUUCUGUUGAAAAUUGUUAUUCUGUUGUGUAAACAUUUAUAUUGAUUUGUAUAAAUUCCAUCAAAAUGGAAAACUUUGACAUCUUUGCAUACAAAUAGGUGGUUAAAAGUAUGAACAAUAUGAAGUCAUCUAAUGUUUUAUCCCUAAUUUUUCUGUUAAAAAAGGGAACAAGUAUCAAAAUAAUGAACAUGAAAACAGAUAAUAGUGGCAAUUUAAAAAUCUUGAAUUAAUUAACAUAAUAUGUUAAAAGAUUUGAAAAUCCACAGAAAAGCGUUUCAGCAAGAGGAAGGAAGCCUU